AAGCUUCAUUCCCAGCACGAUGUAUAUGCGUACAGUACUUGUAACCGGCGCAACGAAGGGGAUCGGCCUGGCCGUCACUCGGUUCCUUCUCGAGGAAUACAAAGUCCGAGUGAUUGCGCUCUCGCGAUCACGAACGCCAGAAAUCGAAGAACUGUAUAAGAAACACGAAGGCUCCUUACACAUCGCUGCCUGCGACAUCGCCGAUGAGCAAUCCCUCACGAGCACAAUCAGCUCUUACAUCGAGCAAUUGGGAUCCAUAGACGCCCUCGUCCUGAACGCAGGCUCAAUUGAGCCUAUAGCUCGCAUCGCCGACCCUACCGUACCACUUGCGUCCUGGCGCAGCUCACUUGAGGUCAAUGUCCUUAGUCUGGUCGUGGCAUUGAGAGCUGCUGCGCCAGCACUCCGAAAGAGUGUCGGCGGUGGACGCGUGGUAUUCGUCAGCUCUGGCGCCGCAAUAAAGGGAACUCCCGGCUGGGGCGCAUACAACGCAGCAAAGGCGGGGAUGAACUCGAUCUGCAGAACCUUUGCGGAAGAAGAGCCAUCCAUCGUCAGCGUCGCUAUACGCCCAGGCGUCGUCGACACCGAAAUGCAGCGCGUCAUUCGCGAGAAGGGCGUCGGGCAUAUGACAGAGAAGGGACACCAACAGUUCGUUCAGCUUCAGGCAGAAGGAAAGUUGGUGAUGCCAGAACAACCCGGCCAUGUCAUUGCAGGUCUUGCUUUAGAGGCACCGAAGGAGCUGUCUGGUCAGUUCGUCUCCUGGGAUGCGGACGAAGUCAGGGAUUUCCGGAAGGAUUGAAUAGUAUGUACGCAGAGAUGGACAGGAUGUGCAUGCUUUGUGUGCUGUAGCAGCUGUACGAGGACCCUUUUCCGGGCUUCGAGACACCUUGGGCGAGCCGGGUGUUAUAGAGUGAAGUUGAACUUUUGCGUGCCUCA
Molecule: messenger RNA, 933 nt
Organism: Schizophyllum commune H4-8
Lineage: Eukaryota; Fungi; Basidiomycota; Agaricomycetes; Agaricales; Schizophyllaceae
Product: NAD(P)-binding protein
Exons: 4
Coding region: 20-796 (258 amino acids)
Cellular component (GO): intracellular anatomical structure
Molecular function (GO): oxidoreductase activity, acting on NAD(P)H, oxygen as acceptor
Source: RefSeq, a predicted model, not a curated record